GCGAGUGGCAUGAACUGGAGGGAGAAUUUCAGGAACUGCAGGUGUAUGAGGGACAGAGAAGAAUUGGGAAUAAAUCCUGGAUUUUGUCCCCUGGUGCACAGCGAGAGUUGUAGAAGGGCUGACCGGUGAAAAACCAUGAUGUUCCCUGCUCAGUUCUUCAGCAGUGGGGGACCUGGAAUGGAUUGGGUCCAACUUGGGCAAGAGGGAUCCUGCUGGGUCAGAGGCCAGUGACAGACAGAAGGCCACAGAAUCUCCUGGGGGUCAAGGUCAUAGACUGGAGCAAAAUUACUCUCUACAUCUUCAAUUCAUAGAUGAGGAAACAGAAGCUUGGGAAUGCUGGUAGACUGACCUGGGGUCACUCAGCUUUGAGGAGGAAACUCACAGGAUCUACAAGCAGAAGCUAGAGGAGCUGACCGCAUUCCAGACUUUGUGUAGCAGCUCCAUCAACAAGCAGAAGACGCGACUGAAGGACCUAAAGCACACACUCCAGAGGUACAAGCGCCAUGCCAGUCGGGAGGAAGCAGAGCUUGUUCAGCAGUUGGGUGCCAACAUCAAGGAGCGGCAGAAUGUCUUCUUUGACAUGGAGGCCUACCUGCCCAAGAAGAAUGGGCUCUACUUAAAUCUGGUCCUUGGCAAUGUGAACGUGACCCUUCUCAGCAAACAGGCCAAAUUUGCCUACAAGGACGAGUAUGAGAAGUUCAAGCUCUACCUGACUAUAAUCUUGCUCCUGGGUGCUGUAGCUUGUCGAUUUGUCCUUCACUACAGGGUGACGGACGAAAUCUUUAACUUCCUGCUGGUGUGGUAUUACUGCACCCUGACGAUUCGAGAGAGUAUUCUUAUCAGCAACGGCUCAAGAAUCAAAGGCUGGUGGGUGUCUCAUCACUACGUGUCCACAUUCCUGUCUGGAGUGAUGCUGACCUGGCCUAACGGACUAAUUUAUCAGAAGUUUCGAAAUCAGUUUUUAGCGUUCUCCAUCUUUCAGAGCUGUGUCCAGUUCCUGCAGUAUUAUUACCAGAGGGGCUGCCUUUACCGGCUGCGGGCGCUGGGGGAGAGGAAUCACUUGGACCUCACAGUGGAAGGAUUCCAGUCCUGGAUGUGGCGAGGCCUCACCUUCCUUCUGCCCUUCCUGUUCUGUGGCCAUUUCUGGCAGCUCUACAAUGCCGUCACGUUAUUUGAGCUCUCCAGUCACGAGGAAUGCAAAGAAUGGCAGUCGUGCACACCAAACUCCAGGAGAACAGAAGCAAGGCCAAGAAGCCAUAAGCAAUGGGGUCGCCCCCAGUGCCCCUGGACUUUGAGACAGCGGGGGACUCCCAAGUGGCAUCCUCGCUGCCGGAUAUCCUCCCCACCAGUGCCAGUGGCCACUGGCAGCAGUGACCUCAGGGGCCAGGGGCAUUGCUGGGAGCAGGGCCUCGGCCCUGGUCCCCAGCUGGACGAGAGGAAUGUGACCCCAGCCUGUGGGCUCAGAAUUAGCCCACCCCAGCCUCCCUAUUUAUGACAUAUUUAAUAUUGGCCUCGCCCCUUCCCUAGACACUGUGGCCUUCCUUACCCGCUGCUCAGCGAGACUGGGUCAGUCUUCCUGGGGCAGGGGGGAGGCUAAGCCUCAGGGAGCCCCUAUGUCCCCCAUCCUGUCAUGUGAACCCCUCAGGUUGGGCACUGGACAUGCCUCGCUGGGGCUGGUUCUCCACUGACCUGCUACUUACGGGACCCCCUGGGGGGCAAAAGGAAGCCCCUCAGGGUCCUGUGGAGCCUCCUUCCCUGGGGCGCACCGCUUCUGCUGUAAGCUCCCAGCCUUCCUCCGCAGCGGGGACAUUCAGGUUCUCAGAGAACCCCUGUCAGUCUGUGCUUCGUGCUCUUUGUGCUUCCUGAGCCUCCCGCGCUGGCCUCCUGGGGAAAACGGCUGUGACCUCCUGAAGCCCGGGGCCUGGCCUGAGGCGGGAGGGUUGAGGGGCACCACCAGAGGGCGCCCUUGCACCAUCGUGUGGCCGGUUUGAGGGCGGGCCCCCCCGCCCGGCCCCCAGUCCGCAACGACCCUUAUGGGGUUUCCUGACCCCUGCUCCUCAGCCCGCCUUCCCUAAUUCUUGCAGUGAGUCCUCAAGGAGUGGGACCAAGACCCUCAGCACUGGUUAGGACUCAGCUGGUGUGUAAGUCAUCCAUGCUUUGGCUGCCUCCCUUCCCCUCAGAGGUUCUGGAAUGUGGGGGGAGUCAGAGCAGGCUCACUUGGAGGAGACCGCACUCUGGAGGCCAGGGUAGGGCUGCUGGUCACUUCAUGUUAGGUUCUGUAUUCGUGAGGAGGGUGAAGACGCCAACAGGUUUGGUUGCAUUUUUUGCUGCUUCUCACAUGGGCCUCAGCUGCUCUUAAUGACUUGCCUAGAAAUCCCCUUUGACCUGAGUUCACAGAUGGCGCCCAGUGUCAUGCUUCGGCCCUCAAAGGAGUUUAAAUUUUUUUAAUAUGAAAUUUCCCCUCCCCCCUGUAUGAUUCCACAUGAAAAUCCACAUUUCUGCUUUCCCUAGAGAAAUGGAAAGAUCUAGCAACAUUCCCGUAGGGCAGCAUUUGCCUGGGCUGAGCUGCCAUGUCCAGGAUGGGGUGCUUGCUUUCUGGCUUGCCACAGGCCCCACCACUCCCUUUUAUCCCUGCCCUCUUUCACUCAUUUGGGUCUCCCAUCUGGUCCUUUAGGCACUUGGGUUUGCCCCAGACUAGAAACUGGGCAAACUUUUUCUGUAAAGGGCCGCAUGGUCUGUCACACUACUCUAACCUGCAGUUGUAGGGCAAAAGCAGCCAACACAUGAAUGAAUGGGCGUGGCUGUGUUUCAAUAAAACUUUUAUUUACAAAAAUAGGUGGCCAGAUUUGGCCCACAGUCGUUUGUGGACCUCUGUCCUAGACUACUGUUUGUCUGCAAGGCCUUGGGGAACCUAGGUAGGGUGGGCUGGACUUUGGAAGUCUCUUUCUCAGGCCCAGUGGACCAAUGCACUGGGCAAAGGAGGGGCUGAGGCAGGAGCCCCUGAAGCCAUUACCUCCUCUUAGCACUGAUUCCUGAGCUAACUCGGCAGCCACCAGCCCUCAAUCUCUGGGGCAUCAGGAUCACCUGGGGCACUUGUUUAAAAACUCCUGGGCCCCUGACCUCAGACCUUUCAGGAGAUUCAGAGAAUGUGUGCUGGGUGUUGAUCAAGUCUGUUAACGAAGGGCGCCAGGAUGGCCUUGGUUUCAGAUCUCCCCAUCUUGACAGAAGUGGAGCCUGGGAGGGACAGUGGAGAGCUUGAUGACUAGUUAAUGAGCCAGUGCCGUCCUGCUGCAGGUAGGGAAACUGUCCUAGAGAGCCUGACUUGCCCAAGAUCACUUGGAGCUGAUGUCCCUUUUCAUCUGGCAAGUAGUUGGAGAAGAGGGGUUGCAGGGGAGGAGACGCUGAGCAGGGGUCAGGUGGACGGUCCAGGAAAUACUUUUUGCUCUUCGGGAAGUUCCUCUUGCCUUUGUAUAUGCCCAGCUCUGGAGAGUGGUAGCCAAGCCAAAGGCUGAGACUGAAGUCUUCUGUGAGGCGUGGAGGAGGAAGGGCAGGAGGGGGCUGGUGCCUGUGUUCUUCUGAUAGGCCCCAGUCCCAUCAUGGAGGUAGCCUGGACUCCUAGGAGGAGGAAGCCAGAAGCUGAAGGAUGCAGCCAUGCCUAUCUCAGGAGUCCAGGGAGGUGGGUGACUUGGGAAAGCACUUGGGGGCCAUGUGGAAUGCUGCCAAGUUUCUCAUUCACCCACAUACCAGACGUCAUUUUUCACUUCAGGCAUAGCCUUUGAGGACCUACUGCGUGUGCAGAGGGGGACACACAGCCAGGGGGAGGUUGUGAUGCGGGCACUCCUGAGUCCUGGGGACAAGAGCUGGUUCCAGGGUACAGAGGGACUCGGAGUCCAGCCUCCUUACCCAUCACCACCACACAGGCCACAGCUCCCAUGAGUCCAGAGUGGGGCUCAUGGCCAGAGCCCCAGCUGGGAAAGGAGAGAGUUCCAGAAAGUUCUAAGGACCUAACCACAGGCUCCAGACACCAGGCACUGGAGACACCAGAUUCCAAGUGCUCUUCCAGAGCUGGGGAGGGGGCAGAGUCUGGGAAGCAGUCUGGGCCUGGGGACCCGGGCCCUGUCAGUUCAAUCCUGAGGGCCGUGUGCCCCGCCAGGAUGUGUCAAAGCAGCAGGCACAGCCGGAGUUGUUUCUGCCGCUGUGCUUUCUUCAGAGCACCGAGGGCAACCUUGGCGGCCUCUCGGAAGACGUCCUCCACGUUCUCUCGAAACUUGGCAGAACAUUCCAGGUAGAGGGCAGCUCGGAUCUGCUCGCAGGCACUCUGGCCCUGGGUGGGGGAGGGGCCAGGAUUAGAAAAGGGGCCUGGAGCAUGGGGCGCCUCCUGCGAGGCCUGCUCAGGGAUUUAGGGGCUUUCUGGGUGUGCCCCCCCCAUCCCAGGGCCAGCUCCUCCCCCUCAGUGUGUGCACAUGAAACAUAAGGGCCAGUUUGGUGUCAACCACAGGCUGCAGCUGCUGGGAAAAGCCCAUCCUGGCCUCCACCCCAGGCUCUCACUCUCCCCAACCUUGGCCAGGGCCAGGGGCUGACUUCAGCCAAGAACUGAGGUGGUCUGUUGUGUCUACCAGGUCUGUGAGGAGAGCUGAAGUCCUUGAGACAGUUCCUACAUGCCUCUCUCUCUGCUCUUCUCAAAAGCACAAUUUAGGCACCUGAGCUAUUAGAGUUUAAAAAAAAAAAAUUCUAACACAUUUAUUAAUGCCUAUUCCUUUUUAUUAAACUUUAUUAGCUUUC
Molecule: messenger RNA, 4782 nt
Organism: Phacochoerus africanus (Common warthog)
Lineage: Eukaryota; Metazoa; Chordata; Mammalia; Artiodactyla; Suidae
Gene: TMEM120B
Product: transmembrane protein 120B
Exons: 13
Coding region: 581-1495 (304 amino acids)
Biological process (GO): fat cell differentiation
Cellular component (GO): nuclear inner membrane
Source: RefSeq, a predicted model, not a curated record